AUUAAUCUGACACUGAAAACGCGACACCAAGCACUGCCAUUAUCAGAUUAUUCAGACCAAUCGAUAAUCAGACUAUUUUGUAUGUGCAUUUUGCAGGUGCAGGUGUACUCUGUACGUUAACACUUACCUGAGCAGCACGAAGUGCAUUAUGCCUUUUUACGGCAACGGGAGCGGGAAGUCACGCGCUGGAACGCCGUGGACGUUCUCGUCGACGGCGGGCUGCUGCAGCACGGCGACGUCAUUAACGUGGCGGAAGGUUGUCUGAUUGUCGACUUUCACUGCGCUUCCCAGUGGGCAGAGUUUGUCGAAUGCGAACGGGCUUUUCACUUCCCAUUUAAACAGGCCGUCUGCGAACCGCGGGAUGUGCAGGUGCUGCAGCGCCGCUACCCGGACGGUGCCUGGAUCUGGUACCCGGGACGGACUGAAGAGUUCAGCUGCCAGGACGUGGAACUGGUGCAAGUGCAGUUGCCCGAAGGCCCCGUCAAACAACUGGUCCCCCUCGCUCAGAUACGCCCCGCGCCUUCCCCCGCGGAUUUCCAGAAGCACCGCGUGCAGAAGGACGAUUUUGUGGUCCGCUGUUGCUCGUUGCCCGCCACCUGCCAAUUCGAUGAAUUCCCGCUACUUGAUAAGGUCUUCGAAUGUAAUUUGCACGAACUGCUGCGUGUGUUGUGCACAUUCCCGCCCAGCAGGACGCUUUUCUAUCUGCAACGGGAGACGUCGCUUCCAUUAACAUGGGUGCAAGUGGAACGCGUAUACGGCAUGGCGCGCAGAGAGUGGGAGAGUGGCCGAUCGGACAUCCAGCGGCUGCUGCAUAAGCAGACUAGUGCACCUUAUGAACCGCCAGAGAUUUCGGACGAUAUGAUGCCUCUGUCGUUGCCGGCAGAGCUAUUGAUCGAGGUCUUCCGCUCGCUGGACUCUGUCGGCCGUAUUCGGUGCCGACGGGUGUGUCCCCUGUGGGACGGUAUUCUCACCACGGAAGCCAACUUCCCCGAUGUGCAGGUGUCCUUCGGCCAUCCGGAUUAUGGCGUUCUCAACUUUGCGCAUCACGGAAUGUACUGGAUGGCAGUUUGUUUGAGGAAAUGUCUCAGCAGCCGCACCAAGGUGGCGAUUAUUAUGGAUAUCGGCGGAGAGCGUUGCGAGCAGGUGUCCGCUCUGCUCGAUAUGAUCCUCACACCAGCCAGGCUACCGAUAUUGCUUUUCGACAAUUGCGAUUGGAGCGCGGCGUAUGCUGCUGUUGGUGGUGUUGUGGACAGCGUGGCUCAGACGUUCCGCAAGUCGGGAUGCAACAAAGUGGUGUGGAAGAGAUGCGAGAUGGCUGAUCGCCUUUUGAAGGCACGUGUAGCGCGACAUACAUUUAGUGCCGCAUCGAGCGGUGAACUGGAGAGUGAGCUGUGGGAUUUGUUUGAGAAGAACCUCGUUUUGACGAAGCCGGUAGACCGGACGACCCUGUCGACCUCCGUUGCCGACUGCCUGGCUGGUCGGUCCACUGCGCUGACGGCAGGACAAAUUGUGGAGGCUCUGAAUAAGUACCAGCGUGUGGAUCCGCGCCCGUCCACGCCGUAUCGUCACCGGGAAUGGACGGAGGCGAGCAUCGGCGAUUUGGAUCCGAGUCGGCUGACCACGCUGACGGCAGCGGUCUUGAGCAAAAGCAUCGACUCCGCUGCUUCUUCGGCUGAUGGCCAAACGACGGCCCGCGGUCCAGGUGAUGCGGCUCCGCGUUAGAUUAACAGCGACGAUGUUGGAUUCCUGUACGCGGCAGCGCUUCUUCAUGGAAUACCUAAACUUCGGAUGGUCAUGGAAUCAUUGGAAUGAAAAUCAAAAUGGAAUGGUCUUCGUUAGUGAUGGACUAGUUGUAUUUGCUUACCAUGCCAAUUCCCCUUUGCUCCGUUCGUUGUUCUAAUCGGGUUAAGUGAAUUCAGUUUGUUUCAUCAGCUUUGCUGAAAUUCCCUGACACUGGUCAUUUGGUAUCGCUGUUAGUAUGUCCAUGUGCAAGGUUGCUCACGUUUUCUUGACCUGCUAAACAGCUCCAUGCUCAGCAGGUUAAAAGUCCCUGCUAAACUUUCGGCUCAUCCUCAUGUGCUCUG
Messenger RNA from Paramacrobiotus metropolitanus, 2084 nucleotides. RefSeq lists its product as uncharacterized. The transcript is spliced from 4 exons. Lineage: Eukaryota; Metazoa; Tardigrada; Eutardigrada; Parachela; Macrobiotidae. Gene Ontology annotation, molecular function: protein binding. The record is from RefSeq and is a predicted model, not a curated record. Bases 760 to 1722 code for a protein of 320 amino acids.